AUCUUGCUAAAGCCCACCCCCUCUGCUCGCCUCUAUUCCACCUUAACCUCUCUCGACACUUGACUGUCUUCCCCCUUCACCGACAAUCACACCCAGACUACCUACGCCCUCUCUCUCUCUCCCUCUCUCUCCAGUCUCACUCUCCGCCGCAAGAGGGACACCGUGAAGAACCCUCUGUGUCAUCUUCGCAGUCGGAGUCCCAUUCCUAUUCCCCUUUCCUACCCCUCGGCCAAAGUUGCUCUCCUUGCGCGCGUGCCUGCAUCGGUCUGGUCCGGACACGACACCUCAGGAUACGGUACAGAGCAGCCCACCAUACGCUACGCCCCCCCAACCCAAUCCAAUAUCCCUAUCCCUCCCUCCCUCCACGUCGCCUGUCCACAUCCACUUUCUUCUAUCCCGCUAUCUUCUCCUCCCAUUUGCGAAUUGCGGCAGCCUGGUUCUCAACUUCAAUCUUGACCGAUCAUCAUCGCAACACGUCGCCUCCUGGUCAGCGCCUAGGCAAACCUUUAUUACUUCUUCCUCUACGCACAACUAAACCCGACACUUAGACCUUCAACACAGUCCGAAUCGCAAUCAUGGGUCUCGCGUUUUCCAAGAUCUUCGACAAGCUUUGGGGGAAGAAGGAGAUGAGAAUUUUGAUGGUUGGUCUUGACGCCGCCGGAAAGACCACUAUCCUUUACAAGCUCAAGCUCGGUGAAAUCGUCACGACCAUUCCCACCAUUGGCUUCAACGUCGAGACCGUGGAGUACAAGAACAUUCAGUUCACCGUGUGGGAUGUCGGUGGUCAGGACAAGAUUCGUCCUCUCUGGAGACAUUACUUCCAGAACACCCAGGGUAUCAUCUUCGUCGUCGACAGCAACGAUCGCGACCGUAUCGUCGAGGCCCGUGAGGAGCUCCAGCGCAUGCUCAACGAGGAUGAGCUGCGGGACGCCAUCCUCUUGGUCUUCGCCAACAAGCAGGAUUUGCCCAACGCCAUGAACGCCGCCGAGAUCACAGACAAGCUUGGCCUCCACUCCCUGAGACAACGCGCCUGGUACAUCCAGUCCACCUGCGCCACCUCCGGUGAUGGUCUCUACGAGGGUCUCGAGUGGCUUGCCACCACCCUGCGCAAGGCGGGUCACCAGUAAAUGCCGCGAAGAGAAGCCGAACGGACUCCUUCUCUUCUGCUACUCUCUUACGUCAUCCCUUCUGGUACGGUUGUAAUUCGCAAAGCUACCGGUCAUGAGGCAAUCGAAUAGUUCAUAACUCAUUUUUUCGCAUCUCCUCCGUCUACCCAUCUCCUCCUCCCCAUGGUGGUCCUGACAUCACGUGAGCCACACUCCACUGGCAUUCUCUCGACGCAGCAAGCACACAUUCUGGUCUCAAAAGGACAAGUUUCGUUUUGGAAGAAAGGGGGCGUCUUGGGUUGGGAAAUCUGUACAGUCCUCACGCAGCAACUCUCUAUACGUUUCUUCGUCCAAAUGCGACGGGGAAGCCUACUCAUGAACCCUGGCUUUCUUGCCUUUUCUGCAAACUCCAUGAAUCGGUGUUUUCUGCUCUUUUGGGUGGCUUAGGUCACCUGCCAUUAUCGGUAGGGACGGGAUGAGAAACGGGCUCAACGAUAUUACUCACGACUGGUUGGUGCCCCCAUGAGGGAUGCUUCGCCUGCUUUUCCUCCAGUCUGUCGUCUUUUGUUGUUAGGUAUGGGUGAGUGUCCAGGUAGUAGAUUCUAGCUUUGAGUUGGGACAGAAUCGUUAUAGACUUGUCUUGAUUCAACUACCUCUUGGUGUUGUGUGACG
Messenger RNA from Colletotrichum destructivum, 1778 nucleotides. Its product is annotated as Putative small GTP-binding protein. Gene Ontology annotation, molecular function: GTP binding; GTPase activity. Gene Ontology annotation, cellular component: cytoplasm; plasma membrane. The coding region runs from base 576 to 1127 and encodes 183 amino acids. The record is from RefSeq and is a predicted model, not a curated record. Lineage: Eukaryota; Fungi; Ascomycota; Sordariomycetes; Glomerellales; Glomerellaceae. Gene Ontology annotation, biological process: vesicle-mediated transport; intracellular protein transport. The transcript has 6 exons.